AUGAAGUCUUUUGGAGCGCAUUUGAAUUGCUACACGAAGAUUGGGGAUGCAUAUCAUCUCUGGGUUGCCAGAAGAUCAAAGACAAAGCCAAAUUUUCCCGAUUUAUUGGACAAUUGUGCUGCUGGAGGGCUUCCUGCUAAUACAAGUCUGUACGAAUGCGCCGUAAAAGAAGCAGAAGAAGAAGCCUCUAUUCCUCCCUCUAUUUCAAAGGCAGCCAAAUUCGUCUCCUUCCAAAAGACCUGCUAUCAUACUCCUCACUAUGUCAAGCCAGAAGUUAACUACAUAUUCGACCUCAAGCUUCCUGAAAAAUUCACUCCAGUCGUCAAUGAUGGAGAAGCGCAGAACUUCAAAAGAGUCAAGCUCGACGAAAGUUUGGAGCUUUUCGAUGACUUGAGCGAGUGGAAGCCGAAUUCGAUGGCGAUUACGCUUGAUUUUUGCAUUCGAAAAGGGUUAUUGAGAGAAGAAGAUGACUUGCUAGAGCUAGAUCGGCUGAUUCGAAAUGACUUUAUUUUCAAAUCUGUUGACCAAAAUGAGUUUUCGCUGUAA
This is a messenger RNA of Oikopleura dioica, 546 nucleotides long. Lineage: Eukaryota; Metazoa; Chordata; Appendicularia; Copelata; Oikopleuridae. The record is from the annotation of a GenBank genome assembly.